Pyricularia pennisetigena is the source of this 2463-nucleotide messenger RNA. RefSeq lists its product as uncharacterized. The record is from RefSeq and is a predicted model, not a curated record. The transcript is spliced from 2 exons. Gene Ontology annotation, cellular component: nucleus. Bases 1 to 2463 code for a protein of 820 amino acids. Lineage: Eukaryota; Fungi; Ascomycota; Sordariomycetes; Magnaporthales; Pyriculariaceae.
AUGUCUAAACCGCGGGAUGACCCAGCAGUGGGCAAGCCUUCGGUCCAAUCUCAAGCGCAAACCGUCAGCCUCUUGAGCAACCCACACGCAAGCAUCAGUCUCAGCAGCAGGCGACGCAGCUCCCCCGUGGCGCCUCUGCAGCGAUUCGACUCGCUCAACAAGACUGCAAAUUUCUGCACAACCACAGUCGCCGUCAUCUCACCACCGCCCACUCCCCACUCGCCUCGUUCUGCCAACAAGCGGGACACGCUGGCCCUGCCGCUGCGGCUGCGCAGCAACUCUGGCCUGUCGCUGCACACGAACUCGGCCGCGUUCAGGCAGUACACCGACUACAGCAACCUGGACGGGUCGCCCAUCACGCCAAGCUUCUUCAACCAGGACAACACCACCACCUUUGCCAUCGACUCGGCGUUUAGGCCGCGGACGGGCCGGCAGGACGCGGCUGGCGGCGGUGAGGCGGCUUUGACGUCGUCUAAUCCGUACAGGAACAGCAAGAGGGAGAGCGUGGCGAGCGUGCUGACCUCGGCGCCUUCGAGGACGGGGUCAUGUCCGGUGCUGUGCGUGCCGGAAUUCUUUACCAAGGAUGUCAUCCAGAUUGUGCUGCAGAGCCAGACGACGUUUGACAGGUUGAUGUGGUACGCCGAGAGGCACAAGUCGACGGACGGAAUGGAGUUUCUAGCCAAGCUCAAAGAGUACCAACAAUCCGUAAACAGCGUCACGGCCAGCCUAUCGCGCAUCAGCACAGAAAACACGUCCUUCGCAGCCACGACGCCGCUGCACCUCCCGUCCAGCACGUCGCGCCACCUCAACGCCGACGUCAAGCACAUCACCGCCUCGGUGCUCCCGGCGCUCGAGAACGUGUUCCGCGACGCCAAGGCUCACGUCGAGCAGCGCAUCGUCCGCGACCUCUACCCGGGCUUCGUCAAGAACCAGCUCUCGCUCGCCACCGAGGCCGCCCUCGCCACCGCCAACAGGGGCUCGUUCCAGUCCCGCUUCCCGGGCCUGGCCACGUCCUUUUGCCUCACCGACCCGCUGCUGCCCGACAACCCGAUCGCGUUUGCGUCCGACGGCUUCCUGGGCCUGAGCGGCUGCCCGCGCGAGGAGGUCAUUGGUCAGAACUGCCGCUUCCUGCAGGGAGGCGGCCUGCAGAACCUCGGCGUCACGAGGGUCCAGAGCGCUGUCAGCGCGGGCAGCGCAGGUAGCGUGGGCAGCGUGGGCGAGCCGCCGAGUCACGCCGGAGAAGGCAAGGUCGAGACGGUGCUCAACUACGCCCGCGACGCCGACGGCAACCUCAAGCCCUUCUGGAAUCUGCUCUUCGUCUGCCCCCUGAGGACCAGCUCCGGGAGGAUCGCCUACCAUCUCAAUGCGCAGGUCAACAUAUCCGAGGCCGUAGGGUCCGACAAGGAGGUGCUCGAGAUACUGAGCGUGAGGCCAUCCGAGCCCGACAGGUUACCGCCUUUAACAUCAUCAUCGUCAUCUUCUUCUUCGUCGUCGUCGUCGCAGUCGUCAUCCCCCAUCCUCGGGCUCGCCCACUCCAUCACCGCCCCUUCCCCAUCCUGCACUGGCCGGUUCAACAGCCCCAGCCAGGAAUUCAUGGAAGCCGCACAACAAAAACAACAACAACAACAACCAAAGCGGCGCUCCACAACCCGCGGCUUCAGCUUCAUGAGCUUCCGCAAGAACCACAGCGCAGACUCGAGGGGAUCCCGCGCCCAGUCCCGCGCCUCCACCUUCCCCGAGCAGGCCUCAUCCUCCUACCCGGGCCCGGACCAACUCCACCCUCCACCUGGCUCCACGUCCGCCAGCUCCCGAAGCACAACGCCAAACACUAUAGCAUCGUCGACCCUAGACGCCACCGCCGCCGCCGCCGCCACGCAACCACCGCCAUCAUGCCCGGACCACCCGGGCCCCUACGCACGGCAGAUGGUGCUCGAGUACGCGGCGGACGACAAGGCGUCGCGGGGCAGCAGCAGCCAGCGGCACCAGCUGCGGUGCGCGUUCGCGUCGGCGGGCGCGCUGGCGGCGCUGGGACUGUCGUCGUCGACGGCCGAGAACGACGUGCGCGACCGAGACGUGUUCGACGUGCUGGGCGAGACGGUCGCCGUGCCCAAGACGGUGCGGCGGGGCAUCGUGGCCAAGGUCGCGGGCGGAGAGAGCGUCAGCGUCAGGCUGCGCGUGGGUGGCGGCGGCGGCGGCGGCGGGGCGGCGUUCCUGGGUUCUGCUGCUGCCACGCCGCCGCCGCCGCCGGGCUGUCACGGCGCUGCCGGCUCCGAUCUGCAGUGGAGCGUCGAGGCGGCGCUGGAGCGCCUGACGGACUGGAGGCAUGUGCAUCACUCGGCCGAUGACGCCUCGCGGCACGGGCGCGAGGUCGCCUUCCAUUGGACGCCGUUGAAGGACGCGACCGGCUGCGUGCGCUGGGUGGUGUUGAUCCUGGUGCCGGUGAGGGUAAGGAGGGCGACUUGA